Messenger RNA from Hypoxylon fragiforme, 1442 nucleotides. RefSeq lists its product as uncharacterized. The record is from RefSeq and is a predicted model, not a curated record. Bases 155 to 1348 code for a protein of 397 amino acids. The transcript has 2 exons. NCBI's taxonomy places the organism in Eukaryota, Fungi, Ascomycota, Sordariomycetes, Xylariales, Hypoxylaceae.
CUUUGCGACUUUGUUAAAGAAAAUUGGAAAUUUAGAACCCUCCAGAUUGAAGACAUUCAAAGACGGAUAACGAAGUUCUUCAGAGGUCCACCCACAUGGAAUGAGCAAUUGUAAUCACUCGGCCUUGACAAUUGACACAUAAACUAGAGGAGGCAUGCUCAGAAACUCGACUCUGAGCGCCUUUCGCGCAAGCGAUGGCGUUCUUGAGUCUGCUGCGGGGAGGAUAACACGGUCCAUAACGGCCACCCACCGAAGGGCCUUUUCAUAUACUGCACGGCAAAAUGCCGGAAUCGCACACUUCACACCCGCAUCGACACCCGAACUCACCAAGCUCCUCGAAAGUAUCCGAGAGAAGAUCAUCCUACCUUCCUACAUACCACCCGACCAGCGUAGGAAGAUAUUCUCCCUCAAGUACGAGAAGAAGUUACAAUCCGACCCUAUCACUAUCGAGAUCGACGGCGAGGUUAUCAAGUUUCGCUACAUGAACCCCUUCAAGGAGAUGCCCCAGACUCGUCGCAGCGUCGUCAGUGCUGUUUCCCAAUUUACUACUGAUGAAGACUUUGCCAACCUACGGCCUCUAUUCGAAGGAAUCGCCUACGCGAAACGCAAAUUUGGAUCCGACUUCUACUGCAAGGUUCUCAGAACCUGCGGCAAUAAGGGCAAGAUCUACGAUGUUCUUGAUUGCGCGCGCAGCGUCCGCCGCACCGGCUUCAAACUCGACACAAGCGAGAAAGUCAACGAGGCCUUGUUUCACAUCCAGAUGAAGGCCUUUGAUAGUAAAUGGGACGAAGCUGAGACGAAACGGGCCCUACGAAAAGCUGAGCUAGUCAUCGAGUUACUACAGGACGAGGGCCACAUUCCCGCUAAGGCAGAGGACCGGCGCAUGCUCGACGGCGAACUGCCCCUGUACCGAGACCCCAUGACCCUUCUGGCGCCAUUACACAUCGCCGCGGGAUUCGUUGUAAAUAAUGGAGACAGCGAGGACGUGGGCCUCAUGUUGGAGAAGGCGACGGACUACGCGAAGGAUGUUAUUAGGGUAUGGCCCGAAGGCAAGAGCUUGACGGCUGUGCAGCCAGAAAAGGCGUACGAGAUGGACAACAAGAUGAAAUACCUGGCAGAACCCAACAAAUUCUUCGCCCUAUGCACGCCACUUUUGCACGGCCUCGAUAUGGCGAUCAAGGUCGUUGAGCCCGAACUCGCAAAACAACUCCUUUCCCGGCGGAACCAACUUACAGCCGACUUAAGAGCCGCUAAGCCGGAUAUUUCUUGGAGGGGUGAAUCCGCUGCCGAGAAGUUCUACGGCGAUGUUGAUACCAUGAUCACAGAUCUGCCCGAAGAGAGUCAAUAAAUAAAUAAAUCAAAUUAAACUCAAAGAAGAAAACCCCCUUUAUGGGAGAGAGAUUAGAUAAGAUGUUAUCAUGACUUGUACGAAGAAAUCAAAU